GGGGGAAGAGAAGAAAAGGUCUGUUAGCCUGUUAUUCAGUGAAAACUAGCGAAAACUGCGAAACAUAGAUUUUUGAGGAUUUUCCAUCUUCCAAGCUUGCAUCAACCCAUCCUUUUGGUGUGCAAAUUUGAAUUAGAAAAGAAUGCAAACCAGUUUAUACUUCCUAAACAAUGGAAAAGCUUGGUGGCUCUGGAGAUCGUACAUCCAAUCAUCUAAGCCAAACAUCUAAUAACAUAACAAUACCUCUGGAAACUAUUUUAAAGUACAGGGAAAUCCUUUCUUCUGAAGGACCAACGACAUUUGGAAGUGACUGGAAACGACCGCCACCAAGUCUGCAAAUUAGCACUGGCCAAAUUCAGUUUUCUUCAUCUUUCAAGCACCAAAAUGCAUCUUCUGCCUCAACGACUACGAAUACACAGCAAUCUAUGACACAUAUGAUUGUUCUGAAUACUAAUAAUCUCAGUGGAAGCUGGAAGAAUAAUCAAUACAGUCAGCAGCAGCAAGUGAAGAUUAUUAAUAAUUUACCUAAUGACUCCAUCUGCCUGGGAUUGUUCAGUGAUGGACAUGUUGGACAUUUUGGUGUUAAUUUAGCACAAGCUCAAACACUCAAACGUUGUCACGGAAAUGCUCGUAUGCCUAAAGAUAUCUAUCAGCAGAAGUAUGUGUCUCAGAAAGCUAUUGCUGUUGUCACACCAUUGACUCAGCAGGUGGUGGCAGGUGUGACAUUUUCAAAGAACCUGACCAAAGUGAAGGAGGGAGGCCUUGAAACAAGAUCUGUACCAAAUACUGACGAUCAACUGUACACUCCACAUACUUUACAGUCAACAACUAAUGAAAGUGGUGAGAAACCUUUGUAUGAUAAAACAUUGCAAACAAAUGAAGUAGUGUCAAAAUCAGUAUUAGCCACUGGACUUUCCCAUUGUAUAAAGGAUGAUGGGCCUGCUGAGAAUGAUAAAUUUCAUGUGGAGAGUGAAAGAUUGUCCUCAGUCCCUCUUAAUAGUGUGAGUAUGGAGAGAAAGGAGGCAGUACAGCUGUAUCCCACUGACGAUAACACUAGUGCUAAAUUUCUGAAUGAAGAUGAUGCUACGGUGAUGGGCAGAAAUUCUGAGGGCACAGAAACUAGAAGGGAUAAGUUGUCUACCUUACCUGUAAAUGAGUGGUCUCUUCAGAGAUUGCACACUUUGGUGGCUGACUUGGAGCAGAUGCAAAUAAGUCAGCAGAAAGAAAUGCCUUUUAAUGACCUCUCCAGCGAGAUUCUAAAGUUGUAUUGGAAUGGAGAUUAUAAGAAAUUAUGCAGUGUAGCGAAAUCAAACAUUUAUGUCAACAUCAUUAAAGAAGUCAGACUUCACUGUGGAAGAGAAAAUUCUGUAAUACUCCAGGGAGUUUCGAGAGAGAGACUGAAUGAAGUUGCAUCAAGCGUUCACAUUUUAGAACAUGGCAUUGCACCACCCAAGAUGGUGUACACAUCAUCCUGGUUGAAUCUCAAUGAGAAACUCAACGAUAUAGACAUGGAACAUGAUUGUCUGUCAUCCUUAAUGACUUUGCAUCUCAAACCGAAAAUUGCUGACAAGGGAGUGCCAAUGAAAGAGACUGAAAACAUACAGGAGCAUACAAAUGAGAAGAUAAAGGCAUUUAAUAAAGCUCUAAGUGGAGGAGAGAGACUGAGCAGACAGUUAUCACCUGAGCAUCAAAAGAACUCAAGUGCUGAAGGUGACAAAAUGGUAAGAAAAGAGCAAGUGGAUAUGGAUGUUGUAAAUACAUGUUCUGUCAAAGAUACAGAAGGACAAGAUAGUAUGUCUGUGAAAAAUGUGCUAAUGAAAACAGAGCAAUCAGAGAAACAAAAUAAAACAAAGUGUGAAAAAGAGUACUUGUCUUCAAGUACACAAUCAUCAGAUGUGAGUGACUGCUGUAUAAAACCAGGGAAUUUGCUUAAACUCCCCACCACAGACAUAACUCCUGUGUUGGACAAAAAUGGUUCUGCAGACUCCAUUUCUGUUGAGAUGAGCAUCCUUCCACCAGAGAAACCUAGAAGAUUGCUUGCUGUUGAGCCAGAUGGAGUGGUGGACAACAUGCAAAAAGGAGACACACAAAUUUCAACAGACAGCAAGGGUCAAGACACUCUGGAAUUAUUUGACCAGGAUAUAAACCACAUUGACACUGAAAUUAAAUCAGAUGAAAGGAGCAAUACAAUUCAAAUCAGUUCACAAUUGGAGAACUACUGUUGUCUCGCUAAAUGGUUCCAAAUUUUGGGCUAUAGCAAUGGAGGACUUUGUGAGUGUGAGAAAAUGUCUGAGCUGAGUCAUCAUGCUGACACCUUGGGCAAAAGUGUGAAGGAGGUAAAUGCAGAUAGGCACAAGCAUCCUUUCAACAAAGCUUGUAAGCUCACUGUUACUGAUAUUUGUGGGCUGAGAGAUAACAGACAGACAAAAAAUAGACUUGGAUACAGAAGCAUGACUAGAAAAAAUUCUGUUACCUCACCCAUUGAUGAUGAUGAUGAUGAUGAUGAUGAUGAUGAUACCAGCAUGGAUGAGAUUGAGAUUGUGGAUGUCGUCACAAACUAUGAAGAUGUACUUAAAAUAGAAAAUGCAAUGUCAGAAGAGUUGAUGGAAACGCCACUUGUAGCACGUACUUCACAUGAGUCCAUAACAGGCAGAAAACAUUGCAGAGAUCACCACAAAGAGAUCACAAUGUCAGAGUUCAAGACAGGAGAUACACUAAUAAACCUUGCAUUAUUUGGCACCUCUAACCUGAGACAAAAGAAAAAUAUUUCUGGCUUCACGUCACCGGAUACAGUGCAUCUUCCCCCAGAAACAGUUAAUGUAAGAAUAGGUUCUGGUUGGAAUGAAUACCCUAACGGUACUAAACGCCAGACUCCUAAACAACAAGAUAGGAAUUCCUGGAAGAAGGCCUAUGUGCCAUCAAAGAUGUCUAAUAACAGAAGGUCAAAGAAGCAGAAAAGUGCAAAAACACCAGAAUCAAAAAAUGAUACUGCGGAUAACUCUGUGAUGAAAACAUCAGCGUUUGAUCUGAUUACUACUUUGCUGUCACAUGAAGAAGAUGCACAAACACAUCGGACUAAAGCAAAAUAUGAAAAUACAUUCUCUGACAAACAGAAAAAUAUAGAUAUAGCUCAAUCCAAGAAAAAAUCCAGGAAAAAAAUUAGUUCUACCAGAAUGGAUAAAAUAAGGAAGCUGAAACGAAAUAAAGUUUUGCUAUCAUUUAAUCUCAACAAGAGAUGGAAUUAUGCAAAUAAUGGGAGUAAACAAAUUAAGUCCUCUUUUGAUCUGGCUCAUGCUAUUAAUACAAGUAAAAAUACAUUAAACACUGGUUUGGCCUUAAAUUUUGGAGUUCUGCCAGAGUCUUUCAACAUGUCAGAUGUUAGUUCCUCCAUGGAAGCCAAUCAGUCUGCAAGUGCAGAUAGUGGUUCAAAAGUUAAAACUGUGAAGCAGAUUAAAAGGACAUGGGACAUGUCAGGUACUUGGUGUAACAGCCCUAGGAAGAAGCAGUGCCUCAAAUAUACCCCUACCCUACCAAGCACAUCUGGGCCCAGCACAUUCCAAGAAUUCAAGAAGAAAUAUGAAGAAAAAAAACAGAAAAUUCCUACAUAAUUUUCUUUUAAACUUUAUAAAAAGAAGACAUCAAUGAUGCUUUAAUAAAAAAUAUUUUUGUAAUUCUGUACAUAGUUUGUGUAGUUAUCUAAUUAAUUAAAGACUUUCAGUUUAUACAGAAAAAUAAUCACUUUAAUAGUAAUGCAACAGAGUGAGAAAUGUGACCUCAUUAAAACACCGCGCUCCAAGGUUUAUGUAAAAUUGUUUGAAACGGAGACACUAUUAUAUCUAUUGACCAAAAUGCUGCUUGAAAAUAUCAAAUAGUAUUUGUUGGCAUUAAUGCUUGUUUAAACCACUGUUUACAUUUAUUUCUUGUUUUUAUUUCAUGAUGUAUAUAAAAUGUCUUUUUUAAUAUAUAUGUUUAAAUAUAAAAUCUAAAUUUGUUGUAACACCAGCAGUGGGUUUGACUGUUCAUCCAAUAUUUCAUCCCAAUAUUUAAUCUUGACAAAAUAAUCGUAGAUGAAAUGAGUGUUGAAGAAAUUGUGCUUAGGUGCAUCCCAUUUCCACUGAUCAUCCUUGAGAUGUUUCUACAACUUAAAGUUUGCCUAUGAUAAAUUCUGUUGAUUAUAAGGCUUUGCGGUGCCAGUGCAGUGUCAGAGUAAAAAAUAAACUAUGAGGUCAAUGGAGUUGUUGCUAGCUUUGUGCGAAGGAUUAUCUGAAGAAGGGUACCGAAAAUAUCCUCAGCUUUGAAGGUCCUGAAGAACACAGUGGCUUCCAUCAUCAUUAAACGCCUCAGACUCUUCUUAGAGUUGGCUGUCCAGCCAAAUGAACAAACAGUGAUGACCGCCAUUAGCCAAUUAAGAACUAGAAAGUCACGCUGGCAGAACUCCGGAUGUUUUGUGUUGAGACCCAGAGGGACAGCCAACUCUUAAGGAAAACCUGGUCAAGAUCCCUCAGAACCUUAGACUGGGGCGAAGCUCACAUUUUCCAACAAGGUAACCCUUUUCCUUUAGCCAGAGAUUUUUUUAUUUUAUCUAGCUAACAUUAACUGAUUGCUUCGUCCUCUAUAUUGUGUGCUAUUUAUUACCAUGGCAGCUAGUAGCAGGUCAGCAGGGUUUACAAUGGCUUUUAAAUCCAGCCUGUAUUUAUUUAUCAAUUUGCAAUAUUAAUUUUUUUUUUUUAAAAAAAGUAAACAUCCAGAAAUUCCAUUAAGUCAUAUGCCUUUUUGGUUCUAAAAUUCUCUGAGCCCUGUUCAACACCAUACACCUGUGACUGUAUCAGUAAUACCCAUGCAUUCAUCUAUUUUCCAUACCCCUAUCCUACACAAUGUCGUGGUUGAGCCUGGAGCCUAUCUCAGGGAAUUUGGGGCACAAGGCAGGAGACACCUGGACGGGCCAACCCAUCGCAUGGCACCAUCACAAACAUUCACACACUACGUUCAAUUUCGUAAGUGCUAAUUUGCCUACAACGCAUGUCUUUGGACUGGAGAGGAAACCCCUGAAGCACUUGAAGAACAUAGAUUCAAAGCCGCAACCCCGAGGAGGUGCGAGGCAAAUGUCCUACCUACUAAAAUACUAUAAUGCACGCCCUCCCAGUUUACCAAGCCCCAGUAUAGGCUACUUUUAUUUUGAAGUUUCCAGUAAACAUUUAUUUUGAAAUAUAGUCUCUCGUUAUGACCGGAAGUCCUGUGUGUGUCUGGAUGCCUGCCGAUGUCAACAAUGAUAUAAAAAAAAAUUGACCUGCGCGCGCUGCAGUUUACUUUAAAUAUUAAGGGAACAUACUAAUACUUAGACAUUUAGUUCUUGUACUCAAUACUUCGUUAUAAUCGUGUGAGCUGAAUUGUGACCGUCAACAAGCCUGUUCAUGGACUCUUUAUUAGAUCUGAGCGCAGUGUGUGUGGCUCAGUAUGCAGACCUCUACAUUGAGUGCAUUAGGACUUUACCAUUCAGCGUCAAGGACAAACUGCUACGAAUAAUGACUACUAAAGGCACUCUGACUGAUUCCAACAUAAGUCAGCUCCUGCAUGCAGGAAUUCGCACCCUCGGCCUGCAGAACUGCAAGGUUUCAGACUCAGCACUCAGACAAAUCCACUGUCAGCAACUUAAGACUAUAAUACUAAUAGGCUGUGUGCACAUCACAUCAGAAGGUCUGAACGCCUUGGCCUCACAAUGUGUGGGUCUUCAGGUGGUUGACCUGACUGGGUGUGCAGCUAUAACUGACUCAGGUGUACGAGCGUUGGCACGGAGCUGUAAGUGGCUAGAGGUUAUCUCCCUCAGUGAAUGCACUGCAAUCAGUGAUGUGGCCCUGAUCGAACUAGGGGCUAACUGCAGGUGCCUGUACAGCAUUGAUUUUGGUGGGACAGAGGUCACUGACAAAGGUGUUAUUGGUCUUGCAAGUGGAGUGUGCUGCCAGAGCUUGAAGGAGCUACAGAUGGUACGGUGCCGUAACUUAACAGACCAGGCUGUGGCUGCUGUUCUUUCAAACUGUGUCAACAUCCGAAUAUUCCUUUUUCAUGGCUGUCCCCUCAUUACAGAUAAAUCCAGGGAGGCACUUCAUAACCUUAUCGGGCCUAAAAAGAUUCAACAGGUCUCCUGGAGUGUGUACUGAGUCUACUCUAAUGUAGGCUUUGAGCUGAUGCAGUACGUCUACACACCUCUUAACGCAUAUAAAAAUCUACAGUGCACAAACACGUAGUAAACACUUGCUGAAAUCGGUUUUACUUUAACAAGACACAGGUGUCACUGCUAAACUCACACAUAGUCUACAAGAUUACAGUUUGUGUUCUGGGCUGUUGAAACUGUCCAUAGCACAAGUGAAACAGGUGAAUGAGUAUAUAGCUUAUGGAAUAUCAGUGAUGUGACUGUGCUAAAUAUUAGUAAUGCACUAUGGGUUUUUUGGUAUAACUUAUUUUACAAUAACUUUAUACAGCACUUUUUGGAUGUAAGAACCUUAAUUCUUCUUAAUGUCUAUUUCUUAAUAAAAUUAUUGAUGAAGAUGAAAA
Messenger RNA from Ictalurus furcatus (blue catfish), 6549 nucleotides. RefSeq names its product antagonist of mitotic exit network 1 homolog (S. cerevisiae) (gene amn1). NCBI's taxonomy places the organism in Eukaryota, Metazoa, Chordata, Actinopteri, Siluriformes, Ictaluridae. Bases 5412 to 6155 code for a protein of 247 amino acids. Gene Ontology annotation, biological process: SCF-dependent proteasomal ubiquitin-dependent protein catabolic process. The record is from RefSeq and is a predicted model, not a curated record. Gene Ontology annotation, molecular function: protein binding. Gene Ontology annotation, cellular component: SCF ubiquitin ligase complex. The transcript is spliced from 10 exons.